Molecule: messenger RNA, 2897 nt
Organism: Stegastes partitus (bicolor damselfish)
Lineage: Eukaryota; Metazoa; Chordata; Actinopteri; Pomacentridae
Product: smoothelin-like protein 2
Exons: 14
Coding region: 444-2390 (648 amino acids)
Molecular function (GO): protein binding
Source: RefSeq, a predicted model, not a curated record
CAACACAGCGAGCCGGGGGGCAGCGGGGGUGAAGUGGUCGUAGAUGCACCGCCAGAGAGGAAGGUGGAGGAAAAUCAUCCGUCACUUCAAGUGGAUUCCUUCGAAAGAUGAGAGGAAGGAUGCAUGCUGAGAGAAGUCCUCCAUGGAGCUUGAUGGGACUUUAAUGAGUUGCUGCCGAGGAGUCUUUCUGCAGCUUUGGUCACACAUGUGAAACCCAACUGGAAGCUGGAAAACUGGCAUGGACGGCGGCAGAUAUCUGUAAAACACUCUGAGAAGGAAGGAGUCGAAAGUGAAAAAUUCUUUUGGUGAAGAACUCGGUUUAUUUAAAGGACGUGAACCGGAGAACCAAGUGAAAGACAGGAGAAGGUUUGGAGCUCCGUACCGACCGGCCUAUUGCUCAUUUGACUUGAUCUCAAGCGGUGGUGAAGGACGCUGAGACAGCCAUGGAUGAAGCUGCAGAGGUUGGUCAGGAGGUGAUGGUGAGUGAGGCUCUUGUCCAGUUCAAGACCACCUUACAAGCUGCCGUCAAGGAGGUGCACGUGGACGUAAGCGCCUUCAAGCAGCGCAUCGAGAAGAGGAUCGAGGACCUGUGCAUUUCCAACGGACCCUUGGCCGAAGCGGUGACCAGACUGCAGGAGGAGAACCUGCAGCUUAGGGCCAAGCUGGAGGUCCUCAGCCGCCUGGUGGAGGGUCUGGCUGGGGUGCAGAUCGACAGGAGUCCUGCUGAAGUGAAGGCGAAGGGCGAGGUGAAAGGUAUAGAGAAUGGACAUGUACAGAUAGAACCCAAGACCCAGGAGGACCAGAGGGGACUGGGUCACUCUGGAAGAUCAGAAAGCAACCAGUCAAGCCAGUCCACGAUCUCUGAACCAUCAGAGUCGAGUGGAGGAUCGAGCCACGCUGCUGCUGCUGCUGCUGCCACUCCCAACAACACCCCAACCCCUCCUCCAUGGAGAGCAAGGAGACACGCUGAACUUAACGGCACUGAUGCAAAAGGAGAGAAAAAUGUCGCCACAGCUGCACAAGAGAGUCACAAACUGCCAGAAUCAGCCGACAGCGCUGAAGCUGCUCCCCAGUCGCACCAGCCUCUGACCGCCAUCACCAAACCCAGUCUGGAGGCAGAAACACCCAGCGUACCAGAACCUGAAGAAUCGGAUCUUCUGAACAAACCCCACCUUCCUCUCACUGCAAUGAUGAAAGCCAACGCUGAAGCUCCAGCUGUGGAGUCUCCUGCAAAACAUGAUGCUGCUGAACCUCAGCCUCACCUUCCCGUCACUGCCAUGACGACUAAACCCGGCUCAGACGGUGUUCUUGCUGCCAAAACUGCUCCGUCUCCAGCAUCAGCACCGAAAGCUGCCGGUCUGUCUGCAGCAGGGGAAGCAGGAGAAUAUCCUUUCAUAAGAGGAGAUCUGAGGUCUCAGGCGUCCCAGGAUCAGUCCGGCUCAGAGCUUCAUCUUCUGCCACAUCUUCCCCUCACGGCUGUGACCAAGAGCAGCUCCGAGGCUCCUGCUGCACCGAAGCCCGACCAGAGUCCUGCAGCGCUGAACCCCUCAGUGCCGGAGUCACCGACGACAAAGCGAGGCGACUAUCCGUUCAGACGCGACGUCGGAGAACCUAAGCCUCACCUGCCUCUGUCUGCCAUGACCAAACCCAACACCGAGUCCUCACCGCCGGCUGCACCGGCUCAGCCUCCGAGUCUUUUAGCAUCACAGGAACCUGCAGUAAAACCUGGGGAGUAUCCCUUUAAACGAGUGCCGGUUCUCAAGACUCCCAGCCCCAGUCUGAAGAGAAGCGUGAGCUUCCCUCAAUCUGCAGAGAAAUUACUUCCCUCCAAAUCAAUCAUAAAAUCCGGCUUCUCGCCUAAUUUGGACAAGAAGCUGAACAAGCCAAUGGGGGUCGAGUUUAAACCGGAUCUGAUGAAGUCACAAACGCUCCCGCGAUCCAACGGGGCUCAAGCCAAACGGGCCAUGUUUGAAAGGAUGAACUCGGAACCUACGAAGACAAAGGACUCGAAGCCCAAACUGAAGCGCUCUCAGAGUUUUGGAGUUUCCAGCGCCAGCGGAAUAAAACAGAUUCUCCUGGAGUGGUGUCGCUCAAAAACCAUCGGUUACCAGAACAUAGACAUCCAGAACUUCUCGUCCAGCUGGAGCGACGGGAUGGCGUUCUGCGCUCUGGUCCACUCGUUCUUCCCUCUGGAGUUCGACUACAACAGUCUGAACCCUGCAAACCGCAAACACAACCUGGGCCUGGCCUUCACCACCGCAGAGCAGCAGGCCGACUGUCUGCGCCUGAUCGAGGUGGAGGACAUGAUGGAAAUGGGGGACAAGCCGGAUCCCAUGUGUGUGUUUACAUACGUCCAGUCGCUCUACAACCACCUGAAGAAGUUCGAAUGACUCUGUAUCAGAGCGGACGCCAAAGUCUAGAUGUCGUCAGAAAAGCACAGUUUUCUCUACCAGAUUUUAAAUUAUCAGUUUUAUACUGUUUGUGUGCCUUCACCAGUUUUCCACUGUGUUAUCAGCAUCUAUAGCCGACUACUGAUCCUUUAAAUGCGGCUUCUUGUUAUUGUGGCGAGUGUGGCUCAGAUGUUGCUGUUUUUGCAAAAGAAAAAAAAAAAGAGGUUAGUUUUUGUGUAAUUAUCAAGUUAUUAACGAUGUCACAAUAAAAACAAAGAAAGAUUUUAUUGAUGGAUCAGUGUUUGAUGGCAGAGCAGCGGCGAACGUGGUCGAGAAGUGAAGCUUCAGUGAGUAUGAUCCUGUUAAUGUUUCAAAAAUGAGUGAAGAAGAGGCACUGUGGGUUUUUUCAGAGGUGCAGGAUUACAGGAGACACAUUGUGUCGCUCAAACGGGUUUGAAGUUUUUAGAGUUUGCAUCACAAGAACAGCUCUACAGGUGUACACAUGAA